Molecule: messenger RNA, 3705 nt
Organism: Nerophis lumbriciformis (worm pipefish)
Lineage: Eukaryota; Metazoa; Chordata; Actinopteri; Syngnathiformes; Syngnathidae
Biological process (GO): regulation of transcription by RNA polymerase II
Cellular component (GO): nucleus
Molecular function (GO): DNA-binding transcription factor activity, RNA polymerase II-specific
Source: RefSeq, a predicted model, not a curated record
UUGUCUUGGUGUUCAGUAUGAUACGACUAGAAGGGGUUGUGUUCAAGGCAACCACUUGUUUUUUUAAAUUUGUUUUUUUUACAUCAACAGACCCUUGCUGCCUGCCCCCUAACUUAUAAGUUUGCACUUCGUCGUCGUUUUGGUAGACUCUUCUUCAAAUGCGUUGUUUGGGCCAAGCGUCUCUCCAAGUCCAUUGUAUCGUCAAAGAUGGUGGUUUUGAAGUGUGAACCUGAACAGAUUUCUGCUCUGACAAGAAUCUGCACGGUUUUGGUUAGUGUGAGGAAGCAGUGUGGUUGUUGGCUGACAGAUGAAAACGCUUCCUUCUCUAAGAGCCUUCAACAAUCCUCCUCCUCAUGACCGACAACCUCGCUCAUCUUCAUGCAGCGGUAUGAGCGUGCUUUGCCUGUGACCUACUGUACAUCGGACAGUGCACACUAAUGAACAAUCAUCUGUGCAGACCGUAAAUGAGCCAGAUUAAAGCAUAGUUUUUAUCUGUAGUCCUCCAAUCCAGUGUGGGUGGCACUGGGAGCAAGGGUGAUGCCUCGGUCAUUUUUAGUAAAGCGGGGAGGUUUAGAGCCCCUUCAGUCAGAACAGAGUCCUGCAAUGAAUGCAGCAGAAAAAGAGAAGGGGUCCUGGUACACAUCCCAGGGGGACGCCACAGCACCCAUGCAGGAUAUUGACACAGUCGUCCUUGAAUCAUUGCAGAACUUUCCUGAUAACAAGUCCUCUGAAGAGCCCACAUCUGCUGAUCCCUGCUGUCCAGACCACAAAGAUACUUCCAAAGAAGCCCCUCAAGCCGCUGUGUGCUCCAGACCUCAAAUAUUUACUACGCAUGUGUCCAGUUUCAAGAGACACAUGUACAAGUGCCAUGGAACCAGGACGCCAGCACACAUCCUGUCGUACACAACAGAUAGGGGGAAGGAAAGGCCGUUUGCCUGCACAGAGUGUGGGAAAGCGUUCAAGCGCUCCUCCACCCUUUCCACUCAUCUGCUCAUCCAUUCUGACACCCGGCCGUAUGCAUGCCAGUACUGCAGUAAACGGUUCCACCAGAAGUCGGACAUGAAGAAACACACCUUCAUACACACUGGCGAGAAGCCCCACGUGUGUCACGUAUGCGGGAAAGGCUUCAGCCAGAGCUCCAACCUCAUCACCCACAGCCGCAAGCACAAAGGCGACUGGCCCUACCGCUGCCCUCGCUGCCUCUACAGCUUCCAGGACCGACGGAACUUGUGGCAGCACCAGUGUGCCCGCCGCUAACACAAGGCGAGAAGCACCACCUGUGUCACAUAUGCGGGAAAGCCAGAACUCCAACCUCAUCACCCACAGCCACACCAGUGCCUUCGCUGUCUCUACAGCUUCCAGGACCGAUGGGACUUAUGGCAGCACCAGUGUUUCCACCCGUAACACAUGCAGGUGGGCACCUUGUUCAGAGACAUACAGUAGCGGACUAUAUCGCUCCCUUUCAGAGAAAUAGUGGACUAUUUGCUCGACUUUGAACAUAUAGCAACCAGAAAUCUGCCAAAAAGGGUUGCGGUAACACAAAUCAAUCAUUUGGUAGUACUUUGAAUUGUGCCGAUCAACUGGCCACAAAUCUGUACUGGAUGAUAUUCUCGAAAAUGCAUGUGAUUGCCUUUGCUGGCUAAUACCUUUUUUAUGCAAAUCACAAAUGCAGAACUUUUGGUAUCGGUCAAUCUCACCCAUAGGUGAUCGGUAUCUGAAUCGGCAACAUAAAAUUCCUGAUCAGAACAGCCUUACUUUGAACCCUUUGCAAAAGUCACUCAUUUUUCCCACCCUUCAUAAUCGUUUAGCACACCCAGUCUGUUAGUCAUCCUCCAUACACCAGGAAGUCGCCUGCUGCCUAACAAACACAAAUAUAUAUUUUAUUCACACAUUUCCGUUUACGAUUCAGUCUAAGGAAGAUGUGAAUCUAAGCAAGGUGUAUAACGGGUCACCAACGCGGUGCCCGCGGGCACCAGGUAGCCCGUAAGGACCAGAUGAGUAGCCCGCUGGCCUGUUCUAAAAAUAGCUCAAAUAGCAGCACUUACUAGUGAGUUGCCUCUAUUUUUUUCAUUUUAUUUAUUUACUAGCAGGCUGGUCUCGCUCUGCUCGACAUUUUUAAUUCUAAGAGAGACAAAACUCAAAUAGAAUUUGAAAAUCCAAGAAAAUAUUUUAAAGACUUUUGGUCUUCACUAACUGACAAAGAAACAGAUAACAGAUUUGGUGUCCAGUUCAAAGUGUGACAUGAUUUAUUUAAAAAUUUGAGAGUUGACUUUUGUAUUUUAUAUAAGUUAUUAUUUGUACAAACACGGUGCAAAGUAAUUCAUGAUUUGUUAAAAAAUGUUAGUGGCUAGCUAGUUAAAAUGGGAUAUUGUGAUUUCACAAGACUGUCUUAGAAGUGAUCAUUUGAAAAUGUUCAAUUUGAAAAAUGUGCACUUAGAGAAAAUAUAAUAAAAAGUGUUGCAUAUUGAUAUUUAUCUGUUUCUAUAUAUAUUUAUUGUGAGACAUCAUUAAGAUGAUCAGUGUUUCCACAAAGAUAAAUAUCAAUUAUUAUUAAUAAUAACAUAGAGUUAAAGGUAAAUUGAGCAAAUUGGCUAUUUCUGGCAAUUUAUUUAAGUGUGUAUCAAACUGGUAGCCCUUCGCAUUAAUCAGUACCCAAAAAGUAGCUCUUGGUUUCAAAAAGGUUGGUGACCCCUGGUGUAUAAGGUUAAAGUAUUCCUAUAUUUUAUGAUAAACACAACAAUAAAUAACAUCUUGAUAUUUUUCAACAAAGCCUUAUGGUGUUUUUUCUUUUUUCUUCUUUUCAUAAGGUAAUUCUCUAUGAUAAAUUACAGACCAUAACCCUUUAUUUUUUUCUACACUUUGUACCCUGCGGCUUACAAGACUGUGCGGCUAAUGUAUGGAAUUUUUUUAUUUUUGCUUAUAGCCAUAUUAAAAAAGUUAAAAAAUAAAAAUAAAAAAGCAAAUGCAAUGACAAGGUUUUUUUCAUUGUUUUAUAUUGUUUGUGCUAUGUCGCCACCUUUUGGAUGAGUUUGCUCACUGCAGGUGACUAAAACUUCAUAUUUACUAAACCGUCCCAUGUGUGAUGUCUCUAGAAGUGUUUUCAUGCAUACACGUGCUAUCGCAAUGUAAUAAAGCUAGCGUUGUUAGCAUUAGCUAAUAUGACAACACGUUUACGAGUGUCUUUGUUAGUAUUAUUACCUUACAAUGGCAUUCUUUAUGUAUUGUAUUAGUUUCAUAAAUUCUCAGUAAAUUCAUCAAAAUGUCACCGUCUUGAGCUGAUUGGAGAGCUAGCUUCUGCAGCUAGUGGGUCCAUGACGAUGACUUCUGUUUUGUUUUUUGUUUGAUCAUCCUUUUUACUGCCGUGUUACACAGAUUGUUUAGAAAUGUAAAUAAACAUUUACAGAAUAUUUCUAUGUAAAUAACUCGUUUCACCAUGUAUAUGUCUGUGCCUUAUAGUAGUCCGGUGCGGAUAAUUUUGGAAAAAUAAAAAACUUUUCCCUAAAAUGUUGUGGGUGUGGCUAAUAUACCGGUGCGCUCUAUAGUCCGGAGAAUACGAUAAUUAUUGAGAGAUGUGUCGAAAUAAAGUUGUAAAGUCUUCAUGUUUAAAACUUUUCAUUUGAUUUGCUUGGUUUAAUUUGAUCAUAAUUGUGUUUUAAAUUAAAGAUUUAGGCUUAAGCAGUUUAAUUAUUUCUUUUUACUUUGUUA